Thamnophis sirtalis is the source of this 588-nucleotide messenger RNA. NCBI's taxonomy places the organism in Eukaryota, Metazoa, Chordata, Lepidosauria, Squamata, Natricidae. The record is from RefSeq and is a predicted model, not a curated record.
CCCUGCAGAGACGCGUCUACUUCCCGAAAGUCACACUUGGAGAUCAAAAAAGAGAGGAGGGACUCCAAAGAUUCAAGAUCUUCCAGCUCUACUUCUAGUUCCUCUACUUCCUCUCCCAAGAGACUGUCGGUGGACAGGAGAACCUCUACCAGCUCCAACCCAGCAGCCUCCCCUCCUGGAUUCCAUAAAAACAAAGAGGAUAGCAAAGAUGAAAGAUCAAAUGACAAAUCUCGAAGUGAGGUGCCCAAGAUGCCAGCCAGCCCUAUCACGCCAACAUUUGGAACUUCUGUCUGCUUCUUGCCCUCAUCCUAUUUGACUGGAGACUCCAUUAGGGACAAGUGUAUUGAGAUGGUCUCUGCAGCCCUGAAAAUGGAUGAUGAUUACAAAGAAUUUGCGGUCAACUGUGAUAAGAUGGCAGCCGAGAUUGAAGAUUGUAUCUACCAAGAACUGAAGGGCACAGAUAUGAAAUAUCGGAACCGAGUGAGGAGCAGAAUUAGUAACCUGAAGGACCCCAAGAAUCCUGGUUUGCGGCGCAAUGUGCUGUGUGGAAGCAUUCCGCCAGCUCUAAUUGCCAAGAUGACGGCAGAG